GCUUGCUUCCUGAUUUUGUAAUUGACAAAGCUGAGACGGUGAAACCUGGCUGUUGAAGGGUGCAAGGUGUGAACCUGCUCAAGCAGGUACAACUGGCAGGUGCUUGCAAAGAUGUCUAAAACUAACAAAUCGAAGUCUGGAUCCCGUUCCUCCCGUUCGAGGUCUGGAUCAAGAUCACGCUCACGUUCCUUCUCGAAAUCUCGCUCGCGUUCUCGUUCUGUCUCACGGUCGAGAAAACGCAGACUUAGUUCUAGGUCUCGUUCAAGAUCAUAUUCUCCAUCUCAUACCAGAGAAAGGAACCAUCCAAGGGUCUAUCAGAACCGGGAUUUCAGAGGUCAUAAUAGAGGAUACAGGAGACCGUAUUAUUUUCGUGGCCGAAAUAGAGGGUUUUAUCCAUGGGGCCAGUACAACCGAGGAGGAUAUGGGAAUUACAGGUCAAACUGGCAAAAUUAUCGCCAAGCAUAUAGCCCUCGUAGAGGGAGGUCACGCUCUCGUUCACCCAAGAGAAGGUCUCCUUCACCAAGAUCUAGAAGUCAUUCUAGAAAUUCUGAUAAGUCAUCUUCUGAUCGGUCAAGGAGGUCUUCCUCUUCCCGGUCUUCCUCAAAUAAUAGCCGAGUUGAGUCUUCCAAGCGUAAAUCUGGAAAGGAUAAAAAAUCAUCUUCCAAGGAUGCCCGGGCAUCUCAGGCUGCAGGAGAUAAUCAAGGUGAUGAGUCCAAGGAGCAGCCGUUUUCAGGAGCAGCAGCUCAAGACAUCAAGGCAUCAGAGGGAUCAAAACCAUGGCAAGAUGUGUCCACCUAUGGUACAGGCUCAGCAUCGAGAGCUUCAGCGUCUGAGCUUAGCCCGAGGGAGCGCAGCCCUGCACUAAAAAGCCCUCUCCAGUCGGUUGUGGUGAGGCGUCGCUCUCCUCGGCCGAGUCCAUUGCAAAAGUCGAGCCCACCGCUGUCCACCCCGUCGCAGAUGAGCUCGGCUUUGCAGAGCAGCAGCAGCACCUCCUUUCAGGCGGGCUCUCAUCAGAGUCCCUUUGACCAUGGCUCGGGAAGUUUGAGCCCAACAAGGAAGAGCCCUGUGUGCAAAAGCCCAACACCAGUCAGUUCCAUUUACAGUACAUCUCAGAAGGAGGAGACCACAGCUCCUGGAGGAGGAGCCUUUUCCAAAAGGUAUCUGGAAGAGCAGAAGACUGAGAAUGGGAAAGACAAAGAACAGAAAGUAACAAAUGUUGAAAAAGAAAAAAGUAAAGAAAAAGGGAAUUUCUCUGAGUUGGGAUCAACAGAUGGAAAGGCAAAAUCUGAUUCGUAUGCAUCCAAAGCCGACUCUGAGAAGGGAUACCGCGGCAGCCAGUCGCCCAAGCGCUACAAGUUCCGGGAUGAUUUUGACAAGCUAAAGGCCCCGGAGUUCCACAAGGAAGGUCAUUAUAGCAAAGAGGAAACAGAUGACCAGGAAAAGAAAGACAAGGCAAAGGGCCGAAAAGAUUCAGAUUUUGAUGAUGAGACCAAAUUUAUGUCUAAAGUCGUGGCAACUUCAAGUAAAAGUCAAGAAGAGGAUAGGGCAGGAAAAUGGGAAGGGGUGGUGUUCUUGCCACCUGGAAAAGAGAAGCAAAGGAAACCUGAGGAGAUGGAGGAGGAAAGCUAUUCUGAGAGAUCAAAAAAAGAAGAGAGACCAGCAUCCAAGAGAGCUGAACCGGGUCACAGGGGGUUUGUUCCUGAAAAGAAUUUUAAAGUGACCACUUACAAAUCAAGCCAGGAAAAGAGUUCUUCCCCCCCACCAAGGAAGACUUCUGAGGUAAAGGAGAAACCAGGCACCAAAGUAGAGGGCCUGGGUCCUGGCAAAUCCUCCUUUUCCAUUACUCGUGAGGCCCAGGUCAAUAUUCGAAUGGAUUCCUUUGAUGAAGAUCUUGCACGUCCAAGUGGCAUAUUGGCUCAGGAGCGCAAGCUGUGUCGUGAUCUUGUGCACAGCAACAAAAAAGAGCAAGAAUUUCGUUCAAUCUUCCAUCACAUUCAGUCUGCUCAGUCGCAGCGAAGUCCUUCUGAACUCUUUGCUCAACAUAUAGUGACUAUAGUCCAUCACGUAAGAGAGCAUCACUUUGGGUCUUCAGGAAUGACACUGAAUGAACGCUUUACCAAAUAUCUAAAGAAAGGAAUGGAGCAAGAUGCAGCUAAAAACAAAAAGAGCCCUGAAAUCCACAGGAGGAUAGAUAUAUCUCCCAGUACUUUUAGAAAACAUGGAUUCUCUCAAGAGGAAACGAAAAGUUCCAGAGAUCCUGGCUUCAAGGCUGAAGGGAAAUAUAAGGACGACCCUGUUGACCUGCGCCUUGAUAUUGAACGCCGUAAAAAACAUAAGGAAAGAGAUCUUAAACGCGAUAAAUCCAGAGAAUCGGUGGACUCAAGAGAUUCAAGUCACUCAAGGGAAAGAUCAACUGAGAAAACGGAGAAAAGUCACAAAGGCUCAAAGAAAAAGAAACACCGAAGGGCGCGUGAGAGAUCCAGGUCCAGCUCGUCAUCUUCGCGCUCCUCUCAUUCAGCCAAAGCCGAGGAGUAUCCCGAGGAGACUGAGGAGAGGGAGGAAAGCACCACAGGCUUUGACAAGUCCCGGCUUGGGACUAAAGAAUUCACUGGUCCAAAUGAGAGAGGAAGAGCUAGAGGGACCUUUCAGUUCAGAGCAAGAGGGAGAGGAUGGGGCAGAGGCAACUUUUCAGGCAACAAUAACAGCAACAGCGGUGGCAACAACGACUUCCAGAAGCGAACCAGAGAUGAGGAGUGGGAUCCAGAGUACACCCCUAAGAGCAAGAAGUACUACUUGCACGAUGACCGGGAGGGCGAAGGUGCGGACAAGUGGGUGAACAGAGGCCGUGGUCGCGGUGCUUUCCCCCGAGGAAGAGGUCGCUUCAUGUUCCGAAAGUCCAGCACCAGCCCCAAGUGGGCUCACGACAAAUUCAGUGGAGAAGAAGGAGAGAUUGAAGAUGACGAAAGCGGAACAGAAAACAGAGAGGAGAAGGACACCCUACAGACGACGGCCGAGUAG
Messenger RNA from Pterocles gutturalis (yellow-throated sandgrouse), 3018 nucleotides. RefSeq names its product thyroid hormone receptor associated protein 3 (gene THRAP3). Gene Ontology annotation, cellular component: mediator complex. The coding region runs from base 112 to 3018 and encodes 968 amino acids. The record is from RefSeq and is a predicted model, not a curated record. The transcript is spliced from 11 exons. NCBI's taxonomy places the organism in Eukaryota, Metazoa, Chordata, Aves, Pterocliformes, Pteroclidae. Gene Ontology annotation, molecular function: transcription coregulator activity; DNA binding. Gene Ontology annotation, biological process: positive regulation of transcription by RNA polymerase II.